GCUCAAGUCAGUCUGGUCGGAAUAUGCGGCAGUGCUGCAGCAGUCGCGCGCCGUUCCGCCGCUGCUCCGCCUGGCCAUGGCCGCCGCGCCGCUGAGGAUGCACGGCCCUGCUGCUUUCGUCUCCUUCCUUCGCUGCUGCUGGUUGCGAGGGCUGCGUCCUUGAGGUCUCUCGCCGCGAUUUUGUCUCUCGACUAGCUGCACUAUUGGCGUCCCAAUCGCUCAGUCCCGACGACCCACCGACCAGCAACCCACCGGAGCCACCAUGGCCCUCGAGUGGAUCUUCACCAUUCCAGUCGCGAUGCUAGCCAUCGUAGCUCCGCUUACUUCCGGCCAGGAAUGUAUGCCAGCGCGGUCGAUUUACUGCUACGAGUGCGACAGCUGGAGCGACAUCCGCUGCAAAGACCCUUUUAACUACACGGCCCUGCCGAGAGACCAGCCGCCCCUGCAGACGUGCAACGGCUGCUGCGUCAAGAUGGUCCGCAACGCCCGCACCCAGUACGAGAGCGUGCGACGAACUUGCACGUCAAAGCUGCAAAUCAACCUGUUCAUGGUGGACCAUGUUUGCAUGAUGGAAAGUAGCGGGACUGGUCACAUGUGUUUUUGUGAGGAGGACAUGUGCAAUGCUGCGAUGCCGACACCGGCACCCGGCGCGGCGCUGCUGCUCGCGCUGCCCGCCCUGCUCCCCACACUCGCCUCGCGCCUCUACACGGCGCUCCACCUCGCAGCCCGUGAAUAGGCCCCUCCGCCCGACCCUCCACUUAGAUCCACGCUAGACUCUGCUGGACACCCUCGCUGCCGCCCUCCGGAGGACCUCGCGCGGCAACACCACCCCCUGGCAUAGGAAGACCCGCCCUUUGAACCGAUGCGCGCGCGAAACAAACUCUUCUGAUUUGACACACAAACUCGAUUGUUUCUCGUUCAAGAUGCUGCUCAUUGAUUUGUCGUUGUUUUGGUGGCGGCCCUGAAGGGUCGGCCGGGCCGGGGGCCCUCGAAUCAUGCACUCCUCGGCCCGCAGGUCCGACCCGCAGCCCGCCGGCCCGAGCGCCCCACUGACCCACCGCCGCGGCCAGUGGCGUGCGAGGACACAAACAGACACGCUGUGACUUAAAAAGAGGAUAAUUAUAUGUUUCAAACGAAAAUAAAGUGUAUUUGUAUUGUAAAAUUUCAAAUUGUUAAAUUGCAAAGGAAAUCUCGUUUAUGUAUGGAAAAUGUUUACGCUCUGUACAUUUCAAUUGUUACCAACACGAGGGAAUAUUAAAUUGAUUCUUGAAAUAUCACACAGUCAUUAUAAUAUAUUGUGAACGAUGAAAAUUAUGUAAACGGGAAUAUUUAAAUUAAUAUAGUCCAGAAGGUUUCUCUAAUAUUCUGCUUGAUAUAUCAUCAGAGUAAUAAAAAUAAUAAUGUAAAAAAUUUACCACACAAACUUUGAGAUGGAAGAAUAAUAAUUGCCAAUGAUUGCAAAAAUUAUCUUACAAG
Neocloeon triangulifer is the source of this 1476-nucleotide messenger RNA. It is a transcript of the gene qvr, whose product is annotated as protein quiver. The coding region runs from base 263 to 736 and encodes 157 amino acids. The record is from RefSeq and is a predicted model, not a curated record. Gene Ontology annotation, biological process: positive regulation of voltage-gated potassium channel activity; sleep; regulation of synaptic transmission, cholinergic. The transcript is spliced from 6 exons. NCBI's taxonomy places the organism in Eukaryota, Metazoa, Arthropoda, Insecta, Ephemeroptera, Baetidae.